CCGUGAUUAGGUCAACAAUUUUUCUUGUAAUUGUCUGACGGCUACGAAACAUCAUGGCGUCCAAAGAUACGGAACCGAUGUCACGGUUACUGAAACUCGCUCGAAAAUGCAAUUGCUUUUAUCUGUCAGGUUUUCAUUCUGGAGAUUACAGAGCAUUCGUAGUCGAUGGACAACAAAUUGGUCUUAUAAGACCAGAUGUUCUGAAAGAACUGUUAAAUUAUCCACAGGUUUUUCAAGUCCAACCAGAAUAUGUUCAACUGAACCCAGCUUUUAGGCAUUAUGCUGAAAGAAGUGCUAGGGUUGACGAAGUACUUAGGGAGUGGCGAGCUGGAGGGAAAUUUAUCACUCUACUAGGUUGGCGAGAUGAAUAUUACGAUGUUCGAUCACAAUUUAACACACCACCUCUAUUUAAAAUGGAUCGGUCUGCAACAUGUUUAUUUGGAAUAAGAAAAUAUGGAGUGGAUAUAAAUGGAUAUGUAAUGGAUCCUGUAAAAGGUCUAUCGAUCUGGUUACAAAAACGAAGCUCAAGUAAAGAGACAUGGCCAGGAUAUUGGGAUAAUAUGGUGAGCGGUGGAUUGAGUGUGGGUUUUGGUAUCCAUGAAACAGGAAUUAAAGAAGCUGGAGAAGAAGCCAGUAUCCCCCAAAAUCUUCUUGCAAAAUUAAAAAGUGCAGGCUGUGUAUCUUUAUUUUUUGAGAGUGAAAAGGGUUUGUUCCCCAACACAGAAUUCGUUUAUGACCUUGAAUUACCGCCAGAGUUUGUGCCCAGCAAUAGUGAUGGUGAAGUAGAAACGUUCGAAUUACUUCCUGUGAAGGAAUGUCUAGAAAGAGUGCUGUCUUCACAUUUUAAGACCACAUCUGUUCCAGUAGCUUUAGACUUUUUUAUUAGACAUGGUUACAUAACGGCAGAAAAUGAGCCAAAUUUUAUUCAAAUUGUGGAGUUACUGCAUGUUCCAUUGCAGACGAUGUACAAUCAGCCUCAAAGAAAAUAUAAAAUAGCUGCCAAUGGUGAAGCUACCGACGCUCUAUAAAAAACUUAGUUUAAACCUAGGUACUAAUUUCUAACGCGUUAAGGCUCCAAAUCUGAUAAUAUGAAUAUGCUCUUUUCCUACUCUGCCUACAUUUUCAGGAUCCAACGAGCAUUUUUCCAGUUGAUUUUAUAAAUAAUGUACACUAUUAUAUGAAGUAUUUAUUGUAGCAAUAGAUUACUUUGUAGAUCGAUUCACGGUUGAAAGCAGGUUUCUAACAGCCGACGAUAUAGGUUGAAUUCUGAAAUGUAUUUGGAAACAAAAUUUGUAAUAGAUCAAUCGGAGAUGCUGUUCAUUAUUUAGGACUUGAUGCCUUAACGCGGCGUUCAUCCAACGACCAUAAACGUUGGGACGGAGAAUGGACUUUCGUGUGAUAUCUACGGGAAAGUAUAAAACUGAAUGCAGUUCUUUAAAAGUAUUUCUCCAAAGUAAGAGUAUAACUAUGUUUCCGAUUGGGAUUUAAAUCUUGUUUUUUCCUACGUUACUCAAAUCAUAGUUACUGCUCAAGCUCUGACAAAAUACAAUCUGUUCUUUAAUUCACAUUAUAAUAAUUUAGCGAUGUACAUACCCUUACGCGUUACUCCGUUUUAAAACGGGAAUAUCGAUUAAGAACUGAAUCGUACAAAAAUCGUUGUUUUUAUAUUAGUUGCUGGACGUACAAGAAAAUAAUUUAUUAUGAUGUGAAUUAAUCAAUAUAUACAUGUUGGAGGCCAAAGUAUUAAGACUGCAUUCCGAGUAGUAAGUUUAAAUGGGGAAAUUCUGUUUUAAGGAACGGCAAAUGGAAAUGCUCUUUCUUGGACUUGAAAUUGCACUUUUUUACUAAGAUCAUGUAAGGUCGCGAUAAACAUAAGUCCAUUCGCAAUUAUACACUACCGAAUGACCUAUAAGCUGUUUUGAUAUAUUAGAAAAUUAGCAGUUAAAUCCUGAAUGGGGUUUAUUUGUUUGAUAAUGCAAUUUUACUGUUAACAAAGAGGAAUCGAACGUAGCAUUUUUUUAUUUACAAUGAAUAGCUUUCGUGAGAGGGAACAAAAGUAUUUGUGUUAUUUAUCGUAGAUUAUAUUAGAUAGGUUUUUGAAUUGAAAAUGUGAAAUCGAAGACAGAGGUUUUAAUGAAAGUUGCAAGACGUUAUGGAAAUUGAUAAAUACGGAAAAGACGCAUAAGUAUUGAUAUUAUGCAAUUAUGUUUUUCUUUCUGACAAUAAUGAAGGUACUGCCGAAUGAAUGGAUUGAAUGCCCCCCCCCCCAUAUCAUUUUAAAGAUAUUUGAGAGUAACAGAGCUGGGCAGUAUUUGAAAUAAAACUGUGUCAAAUAUCAAUUAACAUACAAUAAUCAGAUAAAAAUUUGCUAAUAUUUAAGAUUCUUAUGUUUGGAGAUAACAACAGAAUCUAUAAAUAUACAAUUCAUAUAUUCACAAUAAUUAUUUGAAAAAGCUAAAUUUAAAUAAUCCUUGGAAAAUUUUGCUCAAAAAUACGGUACAGUAGAAUAAUAACUAAAGGAACAUGAAAUAUGGAAAUCAAUCAGUCAAAAAGUAUAUGACGUGUGAUUUAUUGUUUCCCCAACAAAAAGUAAGUAAUGUCGAUUCAGAGCACCAUAUAAGGUAGGAACUGACUGUAGUUAAAUAUUUCAUUUUUCCAUGACAGAACAUUUUUAAAAUCUACCUUAUAUUGUCCAAAUAUAAAUAUGAUCCAUGAAAAGUGUCCUAUUCUUAUUUCAAAUAGUGUUUUGCACAGCUCUGAUGGUAGAGUUCAGAUUUUCAGUACCUUCUGGCUCACGAUCUUCCCAUUGAAGUGUAGGAACCAAUUUAAAAUGUUAUUGCAUUAAUGUUUUUACUCUUAACUCUUUUUUCGCCAUACCGAUAUGAUAGAAUGUGAUGGUUAACGAGUUAAGAAAGCAAGCAAACAAAAAUGCCUUCCCUUAAGAAAUUGAUAUGCUCUUGCGUCAUUAUUCUUUUUCAGUAUUCCGAAAAUGACUUGAGAUUUUUCUACCAUCAUUAAAAAGGGUAACAGAUGCAUUUAUACUGCAUGUGUUAUCCAAAAAUCAAGACUUUAGAUGAUAUAAAGAUAUAUCUGGCCGAUUGACAAAUCCAUUGCAAAGUUGUAUCUCAAGACCUCUGGAUAGACUUCGGAUAGUAUUUAAGUACGACGCAUUAGCUAUUAUCCUAGAGUAGAUCAUGUAACUUUAAUACUUUUUUAACAAAACAAAAUACUUGAUGUGCUAGUCACCACCACCACUUUGUUGUCUGUGAAUUUGAAAUUUACAUUUAUGGAUUUACAUAACUAAAAAGUGUAUG
Molecule: messenger RNA, 3314 nt
Organism: Orussus abietinus
Lineage: Eukaryota; Metazoa; Arthropoda; Insecta; Hymenoptera; Orussidae
Exons: 5
Coding region: 54-1028 (324 amino acids)
Molecular function (GO): 8-oxo-dGDP phosphatase activity
Source: RefSeq, a predicted model, not a curated record